UUUGCUUUUAGGUUUUGUUUCAGUUGCGAUUUGCUGCUGGAUAAUGUAGGAGCGGUCUGUGUACUCGGUAUUGCGGAAAUCUUCAACUAAUGGCUUUUUGAAUGCAGUUAGCUGUUCUUACCACGUACUAGCCUAAAAUAGGUUCGAGAUUUAAUCACUUGUACAAGGUGAUCCACCAGAUCAGCACGUCCACUUCCAGCCCUCAUAUCCGAUCGACCGCCUCCACGUGCGUGAGCGCCGCCCCUACAGUGGGUGGUUCUAACGCGGCCACGCCCUCUGCCGACGAAGAUUCGCCGCCUGGAGUGGGCGGUGCCUUGGGUGCCGGACACCAGUCGGAGGACGACGGAUACAUGAGUAUGAAUGGGAGAAGGCAGAGGGACAGACACAAAUACGCAGCGGCGGCAGCAGCAGCUGGGUUCGGAGCUGUGCAAGAACACCAGGAAGCCAUAAUUAGAGGACGAGACGAAGUUGACGAUGACUUCCCCCCGCCACCGGAAGAAGCACAGAGACUUAUCGCCACACUGCUCCCCAAGGUAUCACCUUCGCAUAGACCGAAGUUGCAAAACAUUGGUCGAUAUGGACAAAACAGGUCGUUUCCUUUGACUCAAUUGUCGCCUCGUUCUGAAUGCAUCCCACCUCCACACAAUUUUCAAAAUUUCAACGGAAUGGCCGUUCAAGAUCAAACGCACACUGCCACCCAAACAACCCUGCCAAAAACCAAGCACCAACGCCCUUACGGAUGGUCCAACAACAGUGGCGGCGAAUUCGUUUUACGUGCCCCACCCCCACCUCCAGGGUACCGUUUCGGUAGUUUACCGUUCCAACAGCACGCCACUGGACCUGGAUUCCCUAUCACAUCACCAACAAGGCUGCCUCCUAGAACGGUGCCCACUACGGCUGCAGAGAGGCAUCGCGAGGUCAAGAGACAUGGUAGCGAAGACAAUCUUUCUAGCGACUUGGACGACGGUCCAGGUGUUCUGCGCCCGCUGAGUGAACUAGCGGACGAUGAGCAUUUUUCCGAUGACUCUUUGGAAGAGGCACUGCCACCUCCUCCACCGCCAGUGUGUAACAAAAGGGCCAGCAUCGCAUGGGAGGUACCUCUUGAUGAUGAGGCUCUUUUAACGCCAGUUGUUCCAGGCAGUACGAAAGUGAUUGGCAGGCGGAGAAGGAAAUCAGGGUCUUACUCCAGCACGAGUUCUAUUCCGAACCGACUGAAAGAGCUGGAUGAUUGGCCUGAUCCUCCUCCAUGUACCACUGAAGAUGAAGUUACGUCACCGUUCUCGGAUUCUGAUGACCACAUCAUGUUACCGCCUGAGCUGAACUCAGCCAACUUGUCUGGAAAUAGUACUUAUAUUAUUAGAAGAGGUAAAGGUAAAAAGGAUCGUAAGAAUAUAGGAAACCUGGGUAGCUCUUUAACGUCAAAUUCCUCACUUAACUCCCGACUUAGCUCAGAACUAAGCAUCUCAAACACCCGCUUCAGUAGUGAUAUGAACUCAAGGUUGAGUCGAGAGUUGCAAACUCCUAACUCCAGGUAUAGCAUAGAUUUAAGUACACCUCACUCGAGGUUGAGUCAAGAAUUAAAUUCACCGAAAUCAAGAUACAGCUUGGAUCUCAAUAACUCUAGGUUGAUGAGUCAAGACUUGAGCAGCUCACCAUCAAGACUAAGCGUAGAUCUAUCGAGUAGCAGAUCGAGUACUCCGAGCAAGCACAACAAUGAAAUCAAGAGACAUAGCACAACCUUUGAUAAUAUUAAAUCAUUAGUUAGGGAAGGACUGAUUCAUGACUCUCCAAAAAUGGAAACAGCGAUGGAUCUGAACACACCUUUGUCGCCUAUAGUUAGAGUAGUCUCCCUCCCAAGCCUGAAUGCUGAAGACUUAACACCCAGACGUGAACUAGACGUAACAGUAGAAGAGGAAGAAGAAGCAGAAAGUUCCCAACCUAGCACGGAAAUAUCACCUUUAAGGCAAAUCGAGCAAAAUAUCAGCGAAUUACUUGAAAGGAGAGAUAUUGAAGUUGUUCAGGACGAGCAGUUCAUACUGAAUGGAAUGGAAAGUUUGAACAGGGACAAAAAGGAUAAGAAAAAACCGCCGUCCAAACCAACGAGGGACUCGAGAGGAAAGAAUGAUCUGCAGAAGUCGAGUAGUCACAACGAGAUUCAGAAAUCGGAGGAAUACUAUCGGCAACUGCUGAUGGAAGGUGGUAAUCCGUUUCCGAAACGAAAUGGCAUCCAGAAAUCAGAAAGCGCCAAAGAAAUGAAACUGACACACCAGCAACGGGAUCCCAGACAGUACCUUCCUAUGCCCACUUCCACGUCAGCGGACUUUCCCGCAGUACGAGCCGAGGUUCAUGCCGAGAAAAACGAUCUACCUCCGCUGCCACCAUCGCCUGUGGAAGAGGACGAUGACGAAUAUCAAGAAGUGGUGGAUGCUAGAAAACAAAGAGCAGGAACACUUCCUGAAGCUCCAGCUGUACCUCCUCACAGUAGCCUCAGGACACGGUCAAUGGAUGCAAAUUAUAAUAGAGGUCGCCAUCGUAAUUACUGUCCUUCCGGUACGGCCUCCUCUACGUCGUCUUCCAGGCAUACGACGCUCCCCGAAGUUCCCCCACAUCGCGCUCCUAGACGACCUUUCGCUAAACAGCGGUCAGCUGCAGGCAGUCCGCAAGAUGAGAUGCCCCCUCCGUUGCCUGCUCAUGGUCUUCAGACUUCAUGCAGCUUACCAGAAACACCAAUAUUCGCAAGAGGCUGUGAUGUGCCGAGGACACCUCAUCGGAAGGCACCUGACGUUCCAGGUGGGGGUAGUCAAACGGCACCCAGGCAAAGCAAUACCAUAGGUAGCCUAAAUACUGUGAGCAACUUGUCCACAUCAGGUUAUCGACGAGGUACAUCACAAAGUGGUCUGGAGCAGGCGAUUGUUGGAGCUGAACUCCUACGCUUGGCCGGUGGACCUGGCAGGGGCUGGUAUCCCAAACAAAGACAAAGGAGGCCUGCAUCGAUUGAGCACUUAGACAGGACAUCUGCCAAUCGCACUCCAUGGGAGUCCAGUAGGAAACCUCUUACGUUACCUCCUAAUCUCACCCCCAAGUUCUUCCAAAGAUCCCCUAGAGACGCUUUAAGACGGGUAACAAGCUUGCUUAUUAAAAAAGGAAACAAUGGCAAAGAAACGAAGAAGGAAAAGGACGCCGUAUCACCGACGAUCCACGAAAAUGCAAAUGGUGAGGAAGUUCAAAAGAAAAAAGGGUUUUUCAAGAAUUUCUGGAAGCGGUCUAGGCACUACUCUUUAGAGCAACAAUAGACUAUCCUUACGUAUAUAUUAUAUAUAGAUCAUUUUUGUGUAUAUUUUAUAUAACAAUAUAAUUUCAUAUUCCUAACCAACAUUAUUACAUUUGUAACGCUGAUGAAUGAAUUUUCAACAAUUAUAUUAAAUUGUGGCACUUGAAAUCCUCAAUAUACAGGGUGAAUUGCUAAUAUAUGAAUUUCUGCCGACCUCCAUUUAUAUUUAUUUUGGUACUUGUGGCUAGAUGAAAGCACCCUGUAGAUGUAGAUAUUAAUUUAUUACAUGUAACAAAUUCUUAGAACACUUGUAUUGGUAUUUCCAACUAAUUUUCUUACUUCUUUAUGAAUGUCAAGAGAUAUUUGUAUGAAUUCUGGCAAGUUUUUAAUUCAUAAUACAAAGUACCAACGUAAGCCACAACAGAAUGCAGGGUACAGUGGCGUACGGAUGCAGUAUGGGAUUGUCUUCCAUUAUGACGCUUGACUAUAAUUAUAUUUCAGAAAUUAUGACGUUGCUCUAAUGUUUUUAAAAUCUCAUUAUAUUUCUUUCGAUAAAAGUAUCGAUUUUCCCUCGGCAAGAACAAUAAAAUAUCGCAUUAUGUUGAAUAAAAUAUUGUUGCUGAAUUAAAUUGCAAGUCCAAACCUGCAGAUAAUUUUUGGCAUUCAUAUCAACAUAUUUUGUUUUGCUUUGGAGUAUUGUAUAAUUGUAUAUUGAUUUAAUUUAUAUUGAACAUAAUUCUUGUCCGUGUGUUUUAUGGUUUAAUAUACUAAGUUAACAAUUAA
Acanthoscelides obtectus is the source of this 4054-nucleotide messenger RNA. The record is from the annotation of a GenBank genome assembly. NCBI's taxonomy places the organism in Eukaryota, Metazoa, Arthropoda, Insecta, Coleoptera, Chrysomelidae.